Rubroshorea leprosula is the source of this 885-nucleotide messenger RNA. The record is from the annotation of a GenBank genome assembly. NCBI's taxonomy places the organism in Eukaryota, Viridiplantae, Streptophyta, Magnoliopsida, Malvales, Dipterocarpaceae.
GUAGUAUACCCUCUCCAUCAUAGAAGGCAUCUUCCUGUUCAUAAAUGCUCGUUUCGACCGGGGAGACGAAAGAUUAUGCUUUUAAGUAGAAUGCCCUUGGCAGAGUAUACCGAUAGCUCUCAAGGAGCACCCCUCAUCCAAGGACAUAGGGUGAUAGCUGAUCCCCAUGAAACUGGUGUUUUAAUGCCUAAAGAGUGGCCUUCUAUAGCCCUUUUUAGGACAGAUAGCGGAUGGCUUCCUACCAGCUCUGAUUCACCACUAAACAUAGCUCCGAAGGAUCCUCGUCCUCGUCAUCCCUACCGGACUAGACUCCAAGUCAGAAUCAUGGACGAGCAAAAUCAGGGGCAAAAAGCCAGAUGGGCCACUAGAACGAAAUUCUUCCCUCUCCCCGCCUGUAAGAGUAAGACUUCGGUUUCAAGCAGCAAUGAGAGCAGCAGGAAGCAAAAACUCUUCUUUCUUUAUUCAUUCUUUCAAGAUUCGAAGAAUAUCCCUACCCUUGCGGUUCGAAGGUGCUUGAUUCCUCAGUCGGAGGUGGAUGGAAGAACUUACGGAAUAGAAUGGCGCUGCAAUAAGACUUUCUGGGUUGAGGGCAGAAUUGGACAUUGCUGGAACAAGAGCAUCCGAUAAGCCAAUUUCCUUCUCUGAGGGAAGUAGUAUGACAGUUAUUGCUAGCUCUGACUAUGCCCAGCCAGGCAAAAAGCAAAAACCUAUCCGUCAACCAUCUAAGACCGGUUCUGCUUCUAUGGCAUCUUCUUAGACAUUUAUCCCUGUCCCCGCAAGAGUCACUCUUUCAUCCGCUGAUGCUACUUUUCGUCCUUAUUGAGGGGAACCACUCAGAUUGAGUUCCAGGGAUGGGAUUAAUGUUAAUAAGUUCCCCGGGAUCCA